AGACUGUGGUGAGAGAAGUCCUUCGUCAGCACACUGUCAGCAUACUGUCAGCAUAUUAUCAGCAGACUGUCACCACGUCAUCAGCACACUGUCACCCUGUCAUCAGCACACUGUCAGCCCAUCAUCAGCACUGUCAGCACAUCGUCAGAACAUCAGCACACUGUCAGCCCAUCAUCAGCACACCAUAACCACAGUCAGCACACCAUCAGCACACUGUCAGCAAGUCUUCACCCCCGUAACAGUCUGCCUGCCACCCCUGGUGCUGGUGCAGCAGCGAGGGUCUGAGGCGGGUGCCGUGCUGCGUCCUCACUGCUGCUGGCUUCUGUUGCAGUGGAGGCUGCAGGGCCGGGCAGCAGCCUGAGGGGCCAGGACCAGCAGGAGCAGCCUGCCACUGCUGUGAGGAUCAGUGCCAGACCAUGCACUACAGUACAGUGCAAUUCCUUCAUCAUAUUUGUGCCAAAGAAAAAAUUCAGUGCCAUAACUUUGAACAGCACCUUGCAUGCUCUGAUCAGGGGUGCUCAGUAGAACCACCACCACCACCACUUUGCAACUAGCAUCUCCAGUCAUAAAGGAAAGGUCGAGUUUGAGUGAGAGAAGAUUUGAGACCGAGAGCAAGUUCACCAGACACAUCCUUGCACACACUGCUGAAGGGAAGCAUGAGUGCCAAGAGUGUGGGAAAAGACUCCCUGGGAAGGGUGACCUCAACAAACACACCCACAUACUCUGGUGGAAGACCUCAUGAAUGCCAAGAGUGUGGCAAAGUGUUUGGUCAGAAGAGUGACCUUAAUAGACAUACCCUUACACACACUGGUGAAAGACCUCAUGAAUGCCUAGUGUGUGGCAAAGUGUUCAGUAGGAAGAGUGACCUUAACACACACACCCUUACACACACUGGUGAAAGACCUCAUGAAUGCCAAGAGUGUGGCAAAGUGUUCAGUAGGAAGAGUGACCGUAACAGACACACCCUUACACACACUGGUGAAAGACCUCAUGAAUGCCAAGAGUGUGGUAAAGUGUUCAGUAGGAAGAGUGACCUUAACAUACACACCCUUACACACACUGGUGAAAGACCUCAUGAAUGCCAAGAGUGUGGCAAAGUGUUCAGUAGGAAGAGUGACCUCAGCAAGCAUACCCUUACACACACUGGUGAAAGACCUCAUGAAUGUGAAGACUGUGGCAAAGUGUUCAGUAGGAAGAGUGACCUUAACAAGCACACCCUUACACACACUGGUGAAAGACCUCAUGAAUGCCAAGAGUGUGGCAAAGUGUUCACUCAGAAGAGUAACCUUAACACACACACCCUUACACACACUGGUGAAAGACCUCAUAAAUGCCAAGAGUGUGGCAAAGUGUUCAGUAGGAAGAGUAGCCUUAACACACACACCCUUACACACACUGGCAAAAGACCUCAUGAAUGCCAAGAGUGUAGCAAAGUGUUCAGUAGGAAGAGUGACCUUAACAGACACACCCUUACACACACUGGUGAAAGACCUCAUGAAUGCCAAGAGUGUGGCAAAGUGUUCACAUACAAGAGUCACCUUAACACACACACACUUACACACACUGGUGAAAGACCUCAUGAAUGCCUAGUGUGUGGCAAAGUGUUCAGUAGGAAGAGUAACCUUAACACACACACCCUUACACACACUGGUGAAAGACCUCAUGAAUGCCAAGAGUGUGGCAAAGUGUUCAAUAGGAAGAGUGACCUUAACACACACACCCUUACACACACUGGUGAAAGACCUCAUGAAUGCCAAGAGUGUGGCAAAGUGUUCAAUAAGAAGAGUCACCUUAACACACACACACUUACACACACUUGUGAAAGACCUCAUGAAUGCCAAGAGUGUGGAAAAGCGUUCAGACACAAGAGUAACCUAAAACAACACACCCUUACACACACUGGUGAAAAACCUCAUGAAUGCCCUGAGUGUGACAGAAGGUUCAGUGUGAAGAGUGAACUAAAUAGACACAUAUUUACACACACUGGUGAAAGACCUCACGAAUGCCUUGAGUGUGACAGAAGGUUCUUUUGUAAAUCUGCUUUGAACAACCACGUUGUCACACACUCUGAUCUGAGAGAGUUCAAGUGUGAUGUUUGUCUAAAACAUUUCAAGACCAAGCGGAGUAUUGCCAGGCACAUGAAGAUCCACUUCCCCAGAGGUGUUGUGUGGUGCUGCUGUAUGUGGUGGUGGUGGAGGACAGUGUUUGGCAACCCCGCCCUGCCUGAAGAACAAGAAGAAAGAGAAGACAAAGAGAGCAAGACAGACAUGGAGGAACAACAAGAACAGAAAAGAAAGAAAGCAAUGAAAGACUAGUGAAAGAAAGAAGAGAAAGAUGGACAAGAAAAUAUUACGAAAAAGCACGAACAGAAAG
This is a messenger RNA of Eriocheir sinensis (Chinese mitten crab), 2373 nucleotides long. RefSeq names its product zinc finger protein OZF-like. The record is from RefSeq and is a predicted model, not a curated record. The coding region runs from base 657 to 2315 and encodes 552 amino acids. Gene Ontology annotation, molecular function: DNA-binding transcription factor activity; RNA polymerase II cis-regulatory region sequence-specific DNA binding. The transcript is spliced from 2 exons. Gene Ontology annotation, biological process: regulation of transcription by RNA polymerase II. NCBI's taxonomy places the organism in Eukaryota, Metazoa, Arthropoda, Malacostraca, Decapoda, Varunidae.